Molecule: messenger RNA, 744 nt
Organism: Peronospora matthiolae
Lineage: Eukaryota; Oomycota; Peronosporomycetes; Peronosporales; Peronosporaceae
Source: the annotation of a GenBank genome assembly
AUGACCGACGCUCACGUCGAGAUGGAAGCCGCGACCGAGUCGCAGCAUCAGCCGCAACGGUAUUCAUUUGUCGAGAUUAAAGAGGCGCAGCGUGUGUGCAGCGAGAAGAUGAUGGCGGCUUCGCUUCAAGAAGUGUGCGGCUCGGCGUCUGCGGCCCAGCAGCAGAUCUUUCGAGCGCAUGUGAACGAUUUAUGCGCGACAGUGUUUGCAGCAGCGCUAAGGAAGUAUAAUCCUGAGAACAAAGAGGAGAUGGUGCCGUUGGAUACUGAGUUGGCGACGAAACUCAAGGAGCUCGAGGCAAAGGUAGCAGAGAAAGAAGCAGAUGUGAAGAAACUCCGGGAAGAAGUGCCCGUGAUGGCUGCGGAAAAUGCACGUCGAGAGCUUGCAAAGGCUCGCAAGCGCUAUGCUGAUGUACUUGUGACGGAACCAGAAACGACGACAAUCGCAUGCGCCGAGCUGACGAACGAGCAAACUGAAGCACUGGAGGCAGUUUAUGUAAAGACGGCGUCCUCGAUUGCGAUUACAAGUGCUAAGCUGUCGCAAACCACGAGCCAAACGAGCGAUACGAUUAACAUUGUGGAACAGGCGAUGAAACGGCCGAAGACCCAGGUUGACAUUGCCAUGGAAAACAGUCCUGUCAAGCCAAAGGUGUUUCUGAAUGAACAGAAAAAGAACAGCCUGCAAAACCCGAAUUCUCUCCGCACGCGUCUGACGCUUCAGCUGAGCGCACCCGGAAAUGUCUGA